Molecule: messenger RNA, 3324 nt
Organism: Fusarium redolens
Lineage: Eukaryota; Fungi; Ascomycota; Sordariomycetes; Hypocreales; Nectriaceae
Exons: 4
Coding region: 1-3324 (1107 amino acids)
Molecular function (GO): protein binding
Source: RefSeq, a predicted model, not a curated record
AUGGAGAACUCUUCCACCUCCGUGCAGUCUUUGACAGCACGUGGCUCUUCCAGAGUGCAUGUCGGCAAUAGCUAUAAUACAACGAACCACUACCACGACAAGUCUGAUCAAGAUAAAACCAAUAAAUACGUGGAGGCACUUCGCUCCACUGAUCCUCGCGAGGACAAAGUCCGGAUUGAGCAGACAAAUGGUGGUCUACUAAAGGAUUCGUAUGUAUGGAUACUGGAGAACCCCGAGUUCCUCUCAUGGCGCGAUAACCAGCACUGCCGGCUCUUGUGGAUCAGAGGAGACCCUGGCAAAGGGAAGACGAUGCUCCUGUCAGGUAUAAUCAACGAGCUACAACCUUCCACAAGACUUGAAAGCCCAAAGAAUCACAUCUCGCUAUCAUAUUUCUUUUGCCAAGCCACAAACUCUGGUCUUAACAACUAUACAUCGAUACUACAAGGGUUGAUCUACCUAUUGGUCACUCAACAACCACCCCUCCUUUCUCAUUUGCAAGACAAGCACGGGUAUGAUAUGACCCAUUGGAACUCUAGGGUUACACUGGAAGACGUUUUUCGCAAAAUCUUGGCUGAUCCAGUCACCGGGGAGAUAUAUUUGGUUGUUGAUGCACUGGACGAGUGCAUCGAAAACCUUCCCUUGCUCCUUGCAUUGAUAUCUAGCACAUACUCUCAUGCGAAGUGGAUUGUGAGCAGCCGCAACCGCUGCGAAAUCGAGGAGCUUUUAGAACCAUCUACAUCAAAACUCGCAGUCUCUCUAGAGCUCUAUGAGCUGUCUGUUUCUAAAGCCGUAGACAUUUACAUCAGCUACCGAGUUCGCCAAUUAACCGACAUCAAGAAGCUCAAAGACAAAGUGGCGCGACAAAUCUAUGAUUACCUGUCGGAGCACGCCCAUGGUACCUUUCUAUGGGUGGCCUUGGUAUGUCAACAGUUAGAAAGAUGCCGGCCUUGGGAGAUGAGCAAUAACUUGCGGCGAUUCCCCAAAGGCCUCAACCAGCUUUACGCCCGAAUGAUGGACCAAAUCGGCAUGUCUGAUAGCUCUGAGCUCUAUAUCAGACUUCUUGCCAUUGCAUCAACUGUUUUUCGCCCUAUCACCUUUUCUGAGCUAAUAGCUAUGGGGGACUUGGAGUUGGAUGAGGAAACGCUUCCAGAUGUUGUAGCCGAGUGUGGCUCUUUUCUGACGACAAAAGAGAAAACGGUCGUCCUCAUCCACCAGUCCGCUAAAGACUUUCUUCUCACAGAGUCAGAGUCAACCAUACGACUUUUCCAGUCUGGCCUUGCGCAACAUCAUUACAACCUCUUUGAAAGGUGCAUCAUCAUCCUAAAAAGGCUUCAUAAGGAUAUGUACCGUUUGGUCUAUCCUGGAGUAUCACUAGGUGAAGCUUUCAAUAAUUGCCCUAAACCGGAUCCUUUAGAUGAUCUAAAUGAAUUCCCCGGCAUUGAGAUUGCAUAUAAUUUCAUUGCUGAGAAAUUCUUAUUCUGGGUGGAAGCACUUAGUCUCUGCCAAAACCUAUCAGUGACAGCGAAAGGUCUACUUCUUCUCAAGAGGCUACCAGCGCCAGCCAAUCUUCAACCAGACCAUAUAGCCCUGACUGAGGAUGCCCUCGGAUUCUUCUACUUGUUCAGCCCCGUGAUUAAGGACUACCCACUACAGACAUAUGCGUCUGGUCUACUUUUCAGCCCAAAGGACAGCCUCCUCCGCCACCGAUUCGAAACAUACACACCAGAUAUCUUUACCAAAGUCCCUGAGAUAGAUGACAAUUGGAGCCCAUUCUUGGGAUUUUUCGAUUUUCCAGAGGAAUCUUUUGGAAUUGCCACUACGAAGUUCUCGUCUACUAGUCAUGUACUCGUUGUAGCUACAUUCGAUGAACAAUCGAUCAUAUGGCAAGUCAGCGAAGAUCCUGUCCCGGAAAUAAGAAAGCACGAGAAUACAGCAUGGCCAACACCGUCACCAUGCGGGAAGUGGCUGGCCGCUAUUACUACGCAACAUUCGGAUGAGACGAAUGAAGCUGUACUUGAAGCUCGUGACUUGAGCUUGAACAGGACCAUUUGGACUAGGGAGCUUGGCAAUCGCAAAGUUCAAAGCAUGGAGAUUUCUCCCGACAGUCAAUGGCUUGCAGUAUUAUUUCAAGAAGAGCUGGAGCUCUAUGAUCUCAAAGCAGGCAUAUAUCGAGUAUGGCCACUUGAACUGGACCAUGAAGGCGAUUGUUUGAUGUCCUUCUCAUCAGAUUGUGCCUUGAUUGCGUUCGCACCUGUAUAUAAGUCACCUGCUAUUCAGGUCCUGGAUCUACAUACGGGUACGCAAUACAAGAACGAUCAUCCCAAGAUGGAAAGCAUAAUGGUAGAAUUCGUUCCCAAUACGCACUCGCUCCUGUUUCGCUCUGACGAAAAGACUGUCCAUGUAUGGCACGUUUUCGAGCAAAAGUAUGAAGAGUGGGGUCACUUCGAACAUGUCGUUCACUGCCUAGCCUUCUCGCACUCCGAGUCGUGGGUAGCUAUAGGAGGUCGUAAUCGGCUUUUCCUGUAUGAUCGCGCUCAGCGAACUCUACUGAGAGAGCUUAAAGUGCCAACUGGGCCGACUCUGGAAAAGAUCGCUGUUUCUUUUGAUGAUAAAAAAAUUGCCGUCUGUAAUCGGCAAGAGAUUUGGGUCAUAGACGUUCCUGCCCUUUUCGCUGGUAACCCUCGUUCUGGUCAAAAGUCUCGAGAAGGAUUUCAGAUCUCUGAUGAUGGGCGGUUGAUAGCUUACAAGCUCGGUAUGAAGAUUGAGAUAUGGGACGCAAUAACAAGCAAAAUCUUAACAUCGUUGGACAUUGGUGAUAAGUUUCAUGCACUUCAUGGAAGCGUCGAGAUUAAAGCAUUUUCACCUAAGGGUCGGCAUUUGGCAUUCCAUGGCGCUUCAUCAAUCUUUGCAUGGGAUCUUGCCACUACUCACUGUCGACAACUGUCGGUACCCCGUACCCUCUGGAAACAAAUGGCGAUUUCUGACGGGAACGGUAAUGAUGGUUACUGGGUGGCUAUGGAGGAAACCAAGGGCAUCGUUUCUGCAUGGGAUGUCAUGACAGGGAAACAUAAGAGAUCCUUUGAACAUUAUGAUGGUAGACUUGGUGACCUACUGGAAGCUGUUGCAAUAGCCUUUACCAACAGCCGAUUAGGAGUUCUAUGGCGCCUAGACUGGUUGGACUCCAAAGUUCCCGAUGGCACGUUCCUCCUAUACAACGUCGAGACUGGCGAACAGCUCUUUCGAGUUGAUAUACCGACUUCCCAUGGUUGGCUAUAUACAAGUCUUCCUGGGACGGAAAAUCGGUUAUAUGGGAUUGGAGAGUAG